Molecule: messenger RNA, 688 nt
Organism: Serpula lacrymans var. lacrymans S7.9
Lineage: Eukaryota; Fungi; Basidiomycota; Agaricomycetes; Boletales; Serpulaceae
Exons: 1
Coding region: 128-289 (53 amino acids)
Source: RefSeq, a predicted model, not a curated record
AAGGACUUGGGACUCUGCUGGCACCAGAUAGCAACUGGAAUGCAAGCCAAACAAGGCUUGGAGCCACACGCUUUGUUUUAAUGAGGACCUUGGAAACUUUGCAGCUCUCAAAAGUUUACUCGUUGAAAUGUCUACUACAACGACUGCACAAACCCAGGUUCACGCUCAGCAUGUUCCUGUCGACGUAGCCAGAAUGCCAGCCUCGGGCUCCACAAAUAUCUUGUUGGAGAGUGAUUUGGCUGCCGUUGAACAGCUUUGCCAACCACUAAUAUGUGGGGGUGACAGCUAAAGCUGCGCCGCAAUCAUAAUUCACCUGCUACUCCUAGCCAAUCUUUCCGUACUGUCAAGCUCGCACAUUCUACAAAAUGACUCGUUAUUGCUGAGAAGGCUGCUGCCUUGGAAAGGGUUCGCCACGAGAAAUUCCUGUUAUCUGCAUUCGAGGACGAAGCACGUGAUGCUUCGAAUAGGGCAAGGCAGGCGGAAAAAUACUGUGAUCUGAUUCGACAGAUAUUUCAAGAUGAUUUUGCUAACUAUGACGAUGAAGAUGAGGAAUAGGAUUUAGUUGACGAGGAUGAUUUAACAAAAGAAGGAAUCAACAUCAACGGAUAAUCUCGUGCCAUGAUACUCUUUAUUCAUUCGAGUCGCAUACUAGUACAUCCGCGCAAUCCCAGGUGUGAAUACCCACGAG